AAACUUGUACAUCAAGAAAAAGUACUUUUUGUUAUUCUAGUGGCUUUAUUUCUUUCUUUUCUAAUAUAUGAACAAAGUACAUCUGGAAGCGUGGAUUUUAUUGAAUAUAGAUCGGAGGAUCUCGGUUAUUUUUGUCUCGGAUAAUUUCCCUUUCUGACAUGGCGUAUCAGCAACCACUCUGCAAAUGGCGUUUGUAUUUCGGACAUCAGCGGGUAAUGGUUCUUUUGUUGCUUUACUUAUUUAAUAUCGUCGCUGCUCAGAUCCGCUACUCUAUACCAGAGGAGAUGAAGAAGGGCUCUCUUAUCGGUAAUGUAGCACAGGACCUUGGUUUGGAUCUGAAAAGGCUCCGUUCUGGGCGGGCCCGUAUCGUGACCGGAGAAAACAUUCACUACACCGAGCUGAAGACAGACAAAGGGAUUCUAGUCGUGAAUGAGAGAAUAGACCGAGAGCAGCUUUGUGGAGACGUAACGCCAUGUAGCUUCAGCUUUGAAAUACUUUUUGAAAACCCUAUGGAGCUACACCACAUAACAAUUGAAGUGUUAGAUGUGAAUGAUCAUCCUCCGGUAUUCAAGAAAUCCGAUAUUAUGUUAGACAUAAGCGAGUCAGCUAACCUUGGGGCGCGAUUUGUGCUCGACAGCGCAGAGGAUGCUGAUGUCGGUGUCAAUGGCCUGCAAAAUUAUAUUUUAACUUCAAAUGAUCAUUUCGUUUUAAAGCAGCAUGUUAAUCCAGACGGGAGUAAAUACGCUGAGAUGGUGCUUCAGAAGCAAUUGGACAGAGAGGAGGUUCCCCAUCUCUCUUUAAAGCUUAUAGCAGUAGAUGGUGGGAAUCCGCAGAAAUCUGGCACUGUAAAUAUAGACAUAAAUGUUUUAGAUGCCAAUGACAAUGCGCCCGUUUUCAACCAAUCAGUGUAUAAAGCUACGGUGAUAGAAAACGCAGCAACAGGCACUAAUAUUGUUACUGUUAAUGCUACAGACGCAGAUAGUGGAUCGAAUGGUUACAUCACAUAUUCAAUUUCAAACAUGAGGAGCAAUAUAGCUGAUUUGUUGUCCAUAGAUCAAGUCUCUGGUGUUUUGUCUGUUUCGGGCCCAAUCGACUUUGAAAAGGAUAAAAAAUAUGAGCUAAGAAUCGAUGCAAAAGAUCAGGGAGGUUUAACGGAUUCAAGUAAAGUGAUAAUUGAAGUAAGUGAUGUAAAUGACAACGCCCCUACUAUAAGCGUCAUGUCAUUCACUAGUCCUGUGUCAGAGGACUCUCCUCCUGGUACAACUAUUGGCAUUAUAAAUGUAAAAGAUCUUGAUUCGGGUGAAAAUGGACAAGUAUCAUGUACAAUAGAACAAACUGCACCUUUCAAGAUAAAAUCCAGUUUAAGAAAUUACUAUAACUUGGUAACAGAUGCUUCAUUAGAUCGUGAAACUGCUUCAGAAUAUAACAUCACUGUUGUUGCGACAGAUGCAGGAAUGCCUCCUCUCUCAACAAAACGAACCUUUUAUUUAAAGGUCUCUGAUGUGAAUGAUAAUGCUCCAGUGUUUUCACAAGGUGUUUACAAUGCGUUUAUCGUGGAAAAUAACUCUCCAGGCGUUUCUGUUCUCACUGUUAGUGCUAAAGAUCCUGAUGAAAACCAAAACGCCCGUAUAUCCUAUUUUCUCGAGGUUUCUGAUCUUGACGGAUCUUCAGUCUCUCAGUGUGUGUCAGUUAAUGCAGAAAGCGGAGUCAUACACGCAGUGCGGUUAUUUGAUUAUGAGCAAAUUAAACAGCUGGUUUUCGUCGUCAAAGCGCAGGAUGGAGGCUCUCCUCCACUCAGUAGAAAUGUGACUGUAAAUAUAAUGAUCCAGGACCAGAACGACAACCCUCCUCAGGUUCUGUACCCAGUCCAGACUGUAGGCUCUUUGGUGGCUGAAAUGGUGCCUCGUUCAGCAGAUGUGGGCUAUCUGGUCACUAAAGUGGUGGCUGUUGAUGUGGACUCUGGACAGAAUGCCUGGCUCUCCUAUAAACUGCAGAAAGCCACAGACAGGGCGCUGUUUGAAGUGGGCUUACAGAAUGGAGAAAUAAGAACUAUCCGCCAAGUCACUGAUAAAGAUGCUGUGAAACAAAGACUGACUGUUAUAGUGGAGGACAACGGGCAGCCCUCUCGUUCAGCUACAGCCAUUGUUAACGUGGCGGUGGCGGACAGCUUCCCUGAAGUGCUGUCUGAGUUCACUGACUUUACUCACGACAAGGAGUACAAUGACAACCUGACUUUUUACUUAGUGUUGGCUUUGGCUGUAGUUUCCUUCCUCUUCAUCACGUGUUUAGUGGUUAUUAUAUCAGUGAAAAUCUACAGAUGGAGACAGUCUCGCAUCCUGUAUCACUCCAAUCUCCCUGUGAUUCCAUAUUAUCCACCACGUUACUCAGACACUUUGGGGACAGGGACUCUCCAACACGUGUACAAUUACGAGGUGUGCAGGACGACUGACUCCAGAAAGAGUGACUGUAAGUUCGGCAGAGCUGGUAGUCAGAACGUGCUGAUAAUGGACCCCAGUUCUACAGGGACGAUACAGCGGAUACAGAGUGAAAAGAGCAUCCUGGAUGAACCAGACUCUCCU
Perca flavescens (yellow perch) is the source of this 2579-nucleotide messenger RNA. RefSeq names its product protocadherin gamma-B7-like. Gene Ontology annotation, biological process: homophilic cell-cell adhesion. The record is from RefSeq and is a predicted model, not a curated record. Gene Ontology annotation, cellular component: plasma membrane. The annotation marks the transcript as partial. The transcript has a single exon. NCBI's taxonomy places the organism in Eukaryota, Metazoa, Chordata, Actinopteri, Perciformes, Percidae. Gene Ontology annotation, molecular function: calcium ion binding.